GACUCAUCAUGCUGCCACCCGCCGCCCGCGCACUCGUCCGCACCGCGGCCGAGUUCCUCAACGGCAUCCUCGCCUCGUCCGUCCCCGCACACCCGCAGAGCCACUUCUACUCUGCCUUCCUGCACGCGCAGGGCAGGGUCCUCUAUGACACAUUCGUGUACUCACAGCCGACUGCGAGCGGGAAGCAAGGCUAUCUCAUCGAGUACGACGCCCGCCCGUCCGAGGCGCCCCCGCUACUGCCGACGUUGAAGAAGUACGUGCUUCGGUCGAAAGUGAAGAUACGCAACGUUUCAGAGGAGUAUGAUGGCGAAAAGGCUUGGGAAACGCAAAGGAGGUGGCUGCACGCGAGCAGUGGUGCGAUAGAGCCCGUAUAUUUACUGCAUCGCAUAACACAUGGUGUGCCAGAGGGGAGCACAGACAUUGUACCAAUGCAAGCGUUCCCCAUGGAGUCGAACCUGGAUGUCAUGGGCGCACUUGACUUCAGGAAGGGAUGCUUCGUCGGACAAGAAUUGACCGUUCGAACAUAUCACACUGGGAUAAUUCGGAAGCGGAUCCUCCCUGUACUCAUUGAACCCUCUUCCGGCUCGGCCUCUCCAUCAGAAGAGGCCCCUUCAUUCCCAUCAGACCUUGACAUUCGUGCCCAAAGAGCAGAAGUGGAUGACGGCACACCCAAGCCUCGACCACGCGGCACGGGCAAGCUGCUCAGCUCGACGAAGGGCGUGGGCCUUGCGUUGCUGCGUCUCGAACACGUUGCCGCUGCAGAGAACGGGACUGCUGUCUUCGAGAUGGAGGUUGGCGAGGAGCACAAAACGAAGUGGAAGGUUACGCCGUGGUGGCCGGAUUGGUGGCCUCGUAUGCCGGAGAAUCAGCAGGUAUAAUGGAUGCAAGCUCAUUGGCUGUAUUGUACCCAUAUCAUCUAACACACCAUUACAUGCUUCGCUUUUACUCCGAGCCAAAUGCAUAGUAAGUUUGCAGCUAUUAGCACCAAAUUAGCACGUACAUAUUUCAGGAUCUGCUCGCGGUCA
Fomitopsis serialis is the source of this 1025-nucleotide messenger RNA. RefSeq lists its product as uncharacterized. Gene Ontology annotation, cellular component: mitochondrial matrix. The transcript is spliced from 8 exons. Gene Ontology annotation, molecular function: protein binding. The record is from RefSeq and is a predicted model, not a curated record. Lineage: Eukaryota; Fungi; Basidiomycota; Agaricomycetes; Polyporales; Fomitopsidaceae. The coding region runs from base 9 to 878 and encodes 289 amino acids.